Molecule: messenger RNA, 1268 nt
Organism: Orussus abietinus
Lineage: Eukaryota; Metazoa; Arthropoda; Insecta; Hymenoptera; Orussidae
Product: importin subunit alpha-9
Exons: 6
Coding region: 77-1195 (372 amino acids)
Source: RefSeq, a predicted model, not a curated record
UCUCUAUCUUCUGAAGCCAAUCUGUAGGAAUUCCCAUUCAACUCCGUUCCCUCCAUUGUUUAGAAAUUUUCGCACGAUGAGCGAGGAUUCUUUAGAGAAAAAUGAAGUAAUGGAGUAUAUUCGCGAGGAAUUAAGGGGCACUAUUUCGGAGGAGAGGAAACGUCAUCGGAGAAGUGUGCUGAAUAAACAGCGGACCACCUUGGAGGAUCCUCUCACCGACUUGAUCACCGAAGACUUCGUCCGAUCGAAAGCUAACCUCUUAAAGAAAAAGCCGCUACGGAUGAAGGAAUAUCAACGUUUACAGAAUGCUUUCGUACAGGAUUUGGAUAAUAUUAACACAUUUAUGAAAGUUGAUAAUGCAGUCGCUGGUUUGGCUAGAUGCCUGUCAGGAUCUAAUGCUGCGUUGCAGUUGGCUGCAGCUAAUUGUUGCUGUAAUUUAGCACUUGGGAACAGCAAAACCUGCAAAGCGCUGUGUAAAUCAGUGGGUCCUUACGUCGUUGCGAUGCUAGAGGGUUUAAGCAAUCCUCACGUGGAAGUAUGCGCAUGGACUAUAGGGAAUCUUGUGGGUGGAAGCUAUAAAGCUUUUGAAAUUCUCCAUGCGCAAGACUGCCUCGGACGUUUAAUGUCUCUGCUCCAAGAAUGCGAUAAGAGCAUUUUAUCGACAGUAAUAUAUGCAACAAUGCACUACGUGCGAACAGGCUAUCACCAAAUCGAGGAUGCUGAUAUGAUAGAUCUUACUAAAGCGGUGGUUAAAUUAUUGUUCAACUGCCAAGAGAGCAAUUUAAUUUGGCUCCUUGCUUUACUUUCAUCCAGACCAGCUUGUUUCGCUUAUUUAACAAGUGCUGUACCAAUGAUUUUAGAGUAUCUGUACAAUUCUGCAAAUUCUGGUUUAACCGAUGUUGUGCAGGUCACGGCAGCAACAAGAUUUCUGGCUAAUCUCGUUUGUGAGGAAACCGGAAGCGUUGUAGAAGCAUUGUUGAACGACCCAGACCGAAUCAAUGAAAAUUUGCGUGACCUAAUUGACAAGUUGAUGUUGCAUGCACACGCGCACUUAAGAAAGGAAGCACUAUGGCUAAUAGGGAAUAUUUAUAACCAUUCAUCGAGAGAUUAUCGCCAGUCGUUGAGGGACAAUCUUCUUUAUCUUCCGUCGAUUCGGCUAGCCGCGGCAUCUGUAGUAAAGUCGAACUUGUUAUAAGACCCACUCCAAAUGUACAGAAACAUUCCUAAGUUACCUGACAACGGACAAUACAAUUUCCACGGUUUUGAAA